CUCGUUUCUCUAGUCCCUACUCAUACGCCUGCAAUCGUAGGGCUUCCAAAAAAAAAAAAAAAAAGAAGAGAAAAGAAAAGAAAAGUAAAAAGGCGAAACCAAAAACAAACUCAUCGGAAACUCAAAAUCCCGAAGAAGGGAGAAAUGAACAAUUCAUAUUACCAACAUCAAUAGAAGCGAAGAACAUGGCGGAGCCUAUGGAAGACAACGACGGAACCAACAGCAAGGAAGAGCAAGAGGAGGCUUUGGUCGCUCUCAUCGAUCAUCGUUGCCGUGAAGUUCAAAAUCUCAAGCAGCGUAUCUCAUACUACACUUCACAGCUUGAGGAAGCGGAGAAGAGAUUACACGAUUCAGAAUCUAAAUUGGCCCGGCUUCGACGUCAGGGCAAUGGAGUGUCAUCCAAAGAUUCUCUGAAAAGCAGAGCUGUGAGUGUGAAAGUGGAGCAGAUGGUAAAUGAAGGUAGCAGGCCCCAUCCAGUGUCGAAGCCGGAGCUUGUGAUUCCGGCUGUGGUUCCAAAGACUUCACAGAACAGUGCAUUGGCUGGGAAUGGAGCAAAGAUUUCAAAUAGCUCUAGGGCUCAAUCAAGUCCUUCUCAUAUUAAGAAUGUAAUUAAAGUUGAAGGGGACAGAAAUAUUGGCAACUCUUCUCUUCGAGAAACUUCGAGCACUUCUGACAGAGGGACAAAACGGAAGCUUGAACAGCAGUUGAAGGAGCAUAAAGAGUUGAUUCCAUUAAUACGUAGCAGCUCAUCACCUUCUCAAAUCCGCUGCGUUGGGAGCAAUCAUAUCUCCAGUCAGCAUAAGAGAAAGUUGAGAAGUCUCAUCUCAUGCCCAGUAAAUGAACAGCUAUUUGUGACAAGUGCCCUGGAUGGAGUAGUCAACUUGUGGCAGUUACAGGCUAGAGGGUCAAGUGCCUCUCUACUUAGUUCCGCUGACUGCGUAUCUCCAAAACAAAGAAGAUGGCCAGAAGAUAUAGCCUGGCAUCCAGAAGGGAAUCGUGUAUUUCUUGUUUACAGUGCUGAUGGUGGGGACUCUCAGGUUUCAAUCAUGAAUCUGAACAAAAGUGAAGGGAAAUCUCGUAUUACUUUCCUUGAGGAUAAACCUCACGUUAAGGGCAUUAUCAACAGCAUCAUUUUCUUGCCUUGGGAUAGCACGUCUUUUAUCACUGGUGGAAGUGAUCAUGCCGUCAUACAAUGGAAAGAGAAAGAUGGAGAGAAAAUAUGGAAGCCAAAGGCAUUGCACAGGAACCUGCACUCUUCAGCAGUCAUGGGAGUUGCAGGGAUGCAGCAGAAGCCAAUUGUACUUUCUGCAGGGGCGGACAAGAGAAUACUUGGAUUUGACGUAAAUGUUGGAAGAACAGAGUUCAAGCAUCAGAUAGAAAGCAAAUGCAUGAGUAUAUUGCCUAAUCCGUGCGAUUUUAACCUAUUUAUGGUCCAAACAGGGACUCCAGGAAAGCAACUUCGUUUAUAUGAUAUCAGACUUAGGCAGACAGAACUUCAUGCCUUCGGGUGGGAGCAAAAGAGCAGUGAAUCUCAAUCAGCAUUGAUAAAUCAAGCUUGGUCGCCUGAUGGUUUGAUUCUGACAUCUGGCUCUGCAGACCCUGUGAUCCAUCUGUUUGAUAUCAGGUACAAUUUGCACGCGCCUUCUCAAUCCAUAAGUGCUCAUCAGAAACGAGUCUUCAAGGCCGUAUGGCUCCAUUCUCUCCCCCUUCUUAUUUCCAUAUCUUCUGAUCUCAACAUUGGAUUGCACAAAACAGCGUGAAGUUCCCCAUCUGGAUAGUUUAUUUGCCCAUUGGACUUGUUUAGCCUUCAUACUUUUUUUUAAGGGAAUAAAUUUUUGCAUAAAGAUGAGAAAAUGAAUGCCAUCCAGUGAAGAAGGAUUUUUAUUUUCGUAGUUGGAACUCACAAAGCGGUACUGCAAAGCUCCAUUUGUUGUUGAGUAGUUAGAAGUGAAAUUACAGAGCUCAAUUUUGUUGUUGUCUUGAAGUGUUAUUGUGUACUGUCUAAUUUUGAACAUUGACAACCUUCGCAUUAAAUGUUUGUCAUCUUUGUAAUAUUAAAGAAAGGAAAUUAUAUCGUUUCAAUUUUGUUAA
This is a messenger RNA of Benincasa hispida (wax gourd), 2091 nucleotides long. RefSeq names its product transducin family protein / WD-40 repeat family protein. Gene Ontology annotation, molecular function: protein binding. The record is from RefSeq and is a predicted model, not a curated record. NCBI's taxonomy places the organism in Eukaryota, Viridiplantae, Streptophyta, Magnoliopsida, Cucurbitales, Cucurbitaceae.